Porites evermanni is the source of this 1267-nucleotide messenger RNA. Lineage: Eukaryota; Metazoa; Cnidaria; Anthozoa; Scleractinia; Poritidae. The record is from the annotation of a GenBank genome assembly.
AUGUUUACAGUGCAUGGACAAAACAACACUACCAUAGGCAUUGCUUCAUCUACCAUUUCAAGGGUACUUACUCCAAGCCAUCAUCUUACAUCAACACCUAUUGUAAUGCCAUCUACUACUAGUAACAUUAAACCCACACCCACCACUACUGUUUCCUCUGUGACUGUCACAGUCAGACCCACAACCUCAAACGUCAGUACAGUACCCACUCCUGGAAGCAGCUCAACACCUACAAGCAAACCUGGAAACCACAGUACAACAGUACCAACCACAAAUGUGAAGCCAUCUCCUGUGACACCAUCCCCAAAAGGUAGAUCUUUUAGUUUGGCCGUUCAAAAAGUUUUGAUUGGUAUUCCCAUUACUGGUAAUGCUGAGGUGAAUGUGUCAAGAGUUGACUAUUAAUACUAUUACCUAAAACGCUUUUGUUAUUGCUGCAUAUGUACAAUCUAUUACACUUGUCUUGUCCUUUUUGCAACACCUUCAUUAUUAUUAAAGCACUUUCUGCUUCAUUUGUUUUUUUAAAAAUUCAUUUUGGAAUCAACAUAAUGUCAGCAAAUUUCUAGUGUGCCAUUGAUUAUACUUUAUACAAGUUUAAAUUUUCUAAUUUCUGUGUAUGAAGUAACAGCAAUGUAGAGUGGAUUCUUAUUUGCUCUCUUAUAUGUUUCUGAUUACAACGUAGGUUAACAUCUCACUUUCAGAUUGUGCGUGCAGUCCUCUGUGGAUGUGAAAUGUAAUUUGAAUUUUUGACUUUGCCUGUAAAUAAAUUUCACAUAUGUUCACCUGAUUUGUUUACUGGUAAUGAUGAGUUUGAUCAUUACAGACAGAAUUGACUGACACAAAGUUCUGAUACCAAACCCUUACUGAACACAACACAGUGUGAACUAGUUUACCCAGACGUUUUUGUUGCAGGUCAAAAUUAAAUUCAGGUAACAAUUUUUUCCCCUAGCCCCAAUUACUCAUGAAUUAGGGCUGAAGACAAAAGAAAUUGAGAUUCACCCUAGUUGAAAAAUUAUAACCUGAGUAAUUAUAAUUUUGACCUGUAACAUUUUCAAAAGUUGUAAUGUCACUGUAGUAUUAACAGGGUUACUUCUGUUUUGUUUUAGGGCAUCAUAAUGGUGGUUCAGGUAGUUCUAGUGGAAAGUGGGUGGCUACUGGAUUUGCUGUAUUGUUUGGUAUAACAACCAUUGUGAUGACUGUACUGUACUGCCGACAGCGCAAGAUCUAUAGAGAGCUGGAAGGUGACAGUUCCCUGUCAAGGCUAAUCUAG